Pimephales promelas (fathead minnow) is the source of this 846-nucleotide messenger RNA. NCBI's taxonomy places the organism in Eukaryota, Metazoa, Chordata, Actinopteri, Cypriniformes, Leuciscidae. The record is from RefSeq and is a predicted model, not a curated record.
AUGCUUAAUUCAUCAGGACAAGGAUCGUCUGCUGAGGGGAUGUCUGGUGGACCAACUGUAAGACGGGAGGCAGAGUUUACUCCGGAGACCGUCUUGAGUGAGGAUGAGUGCAAGGAAGCAAUUGCAUUCAUGAACCAUUCUGCAGAUGAGGACGCAGUCAAGAAGAAGAUGAAAUUGACAUUUGACUAUCGCCGCAACAUGGUUCUUGACCCUAUGCUGUCAAACUUAGUUCUGAUGUUUGGAGAAGGAGCGUCAGGCAAGCUACUGGAGAAGUGGACUACUGCAUUCAAGAAAAAAGUGAUUCAGCAGUGCAAAAAGCUUCCAACCACCAGUGAUGUUGGAGAACUCCUGCUAGCAGCUGAAUCUCCGUCUGAUGACUCAGAAGAUUGUGUUAAUUUUGUUUGGGACUCUGACCUCUCUUCUAUAAUACUGCUGUUGCAUCUGAUCCCACCUUCUGCCCAAGGCCGAAAGAGACCAGGAAAGGUGUCUGCUUCUCAAGCAGAGAAACAUCUUGUUGUCUUCAAGAAGAGUGGAACAAACAUUGAGGAGCAUCUUCGAAACAUCACUGCUAGUGCUCAGCCCUAUCUCCUGGCUGUGGGACCUCAGAAGAAAUCAGUUCACCAGUUCUACAUCAUCCUCGAUCAGCAUGCCAUUCCAUGCAAGUCAACCUCUUCUCUUGGUGCCUUUGACGAACUGUUUAAGUCACACUUUGUUUUUGGUACCUCCUACAACACUAUGCUACACAACAUGUACACUUUCAUUCAGACCACUGUGUACAACAUAGAUGUUGGCAAAGUUAAAGAGAGUCCUCGUGUUGCUGAAGUCAGAGCAAGGUUGCUUAGCUAG